Messenger RNA from Sebastes umbrosus (honeycomb rockfish), 2734 nucleotides. RefSeq names its product atonal bHLH transcription factor 8 (gene atoh8). The transcript has 4 exons. Gene Ontology annotation, molecular function: protein dimerization activity; DNA-binding transcription factor activity. The coding region runs from base 1355 to 2335 and encodes 326 amino acids. The record is from RefSeq and is a predicted model, not a curated record. Lineage: Eukaryota; Metazoa; Chordata; Actinopteri; Perciformes; Sebastidae.
GAGCUCCCUUCGCUUUUUGUAACCACUUCACUAUCUGCUCCUCUAACGGCUCGCAGAGCGCUGCACGCGACACACCGAGAGGACCGGACCGGACCGGACCGGACCAUACCUACCGGACCAGACCUACCGGUGUCAGCUCAGGAGACACAGCCAGCGGACUAAUGAACUCUGAUUAAUAUGUUGGAGAAGCAGUAAGUUACUGUCCCGCGGAUCCGGAUCACUGGUCUUGAAGUGGCAGUUUGAUUACCGGAGCUUUCUACCAGAAGGGACUCAUUGGGAUGUAUAUCUGUCUUGGAGCAGCAUGUAGGGGACAUUCUCAUCCUGGACACCUUGAACCCUGACCAGCUGCUGGGACACUUUUUUUUUUUUUAAAGUCUGGUGGAGUUUAGAAAGUCACUAAUAGAAGGAUCCUCUACUUAUUCUGUGUUUUAAACUCUGUUGGCACUCAAUGACAGCCCACCAGAAGUCUUUAUUUGUUCUAUUCUGUAACUAAUCCAAUAAGACUCUUCAUAAUAAGACAAUAAGUCUUGUGUAAAAACAGCUUGUGGUCAUUUGGAUUAUGUGAUCUUGAGCUCAUGAAGAGUUGCCAUCCUUAUUCAUGUGCUGUUCACAUUAUUCUGUCCAGCAGCUGAAGCUCCACUGUGUCUCAGUGUGUGUGUUUGUGUGUGUGUAUCAGUGUGGGUUAUUCACAGUGCUGCUAUGCAGACUGACUGGAGCCACGCUCAGACAGCUCCACUGUAACCCCAGUUCUGAGGCACACAGGCCUGGACGGCUCACACAAGAAAAGAAGCCUUCACAGAACGAGGGGAAAGCUACUACCCUGCAAAGUCUCCCUGGAUCCAGAGGGAACGACUUGUGCUUGAACAGCAGAUGUUACACAGCUUUGUGUACUAAUGUGGAUUAUUCAGGAUGCUGCUAUGCAGACAGAGUGGAGCCACAGAAAGUCUGCUGGUGAAGUUAGAGUAACACACACGGCUGUGCAGCUUCUGUCAGUGCAGUUGGACAGCUUGUGUUACACUGUUGGCAGCUGAAGGUUCGUCAGGAAGGUAGUUUUGUGUGUGUAUUAUUGAACAAAACUCAUUAAGUAUGUGUACAUUAUGAAUUGGGAACUUUCACAUAGACUGGGACCAAAAGUUGUGUCUGAAACACAGAAGUCCCCUUUGACUUUUUGAUAGUAAAGAAACCAGCAGGUGACAGAUUUGAAAGAUGACACAGUGAGUGAAACUUGAAACAUUUAAUUUUUUGAAGGCUUCGCAUUCGAUGCACGUAGUUCAGCUUCACUUGCACUUUGCAUAGUUGAAAUUAGAUUUGUAGUUCACUUCACCAGCUUGUUGGUUACACUAAUUGUCCGAAAAUGAAGAACCCUCAUUCACUGAGUGACACCUGGAAUACACCCAUCAACAAAGACCCGGUAAUUAUCACGGUGCCCAGCACUAACAAGAAGUUCAAGAGGAAGUCUCGGGAGCCUAAAAGGCUUUUCAGCGAACCUGAUUCUGAGAGGAUGUCGAACGUGGACUCGGUAGAUGACACCCAGACAGAGGCAUGUGAUGUCAGCAGGUUGGCUCCGCUGCAUAGACAACUGAUGAUGUCACAGGAGGGGAUGGCCAGCAGCACUACGGGGAUUCUAUCAGGACUACCAGAAGGCAACGUGGCCCCGGCUCAGAGCGGCGCCAUAGACAUGAGAAUCGGCAUCAACGUGCCCUCCAUCACGUCCAGACUGUCCCAGUUACCUACCUCUCCGUUCUCAAACUCUGAAAUCUCCCACUGGCCCACGGCCAUCUCCCAGCCUCUGUCCAACAGACUCAAACUGGGCCACCGCUCCUCUUUCCCUCUGUCGACAUCGACCAGCCACAGCAGCCACAGCCAUUCGCCCAGCCACCAGACCUUCUCCCUGGAGCCCCCUCUGUCGGGUCAGACCGCAGCGCUCUCCAUCCAGAGAGCCCCCCAGUGUCACGAGCUCCUGGAGCCUGAGGACCAGUCACCAGAGGAUUCUCCCAGGAAACGGAUGAGUGAUGGCGGACCUGGGCGUCACCCAGAGGUCAAAGCCAUCCAGCAGACCAGGAGGCUUCUAGCCAACGCCAGAGAGAGGACCCGCGUCCACACCAUCAGUGCUGCGUUUGAGGCCCUGAGGAAGCAGGUGCCGUGUUACUCCUACGGGCAGAAACUAUCCAAGCUGGCGAUAUUACGUAUAGCCUGCAACUACAUACUGUCUCUGGCUCAGUUGGCUGAGCUGGACUACAGUCCGGACCACAACACUUUGAGCUUCUCUCAGUGUGUGGAGCAGUGCACCAGGACCCUGCAGGCCGAGGGUAGGAGCAAGAAGAGGAAGGAGUGAAGCUGGGUCCGACACAUGAACCUCUGAUGAAGCUACGAGGAUGCAGUAUACUGGGAGGACAAAUGACGAGAUGAGGAUCAGAGAAAAGAUGAAGAUGAAGUGGAUAAUUGGAAGCGUGAACUAGAUGAAUUAUACUUUUUUUUUUUGUCAUGAGUUGCUCUCACCACUCAUUAGUAUCUAGCAUCAAUACUUACCUGAGGUGGAAUUGUGAAAGUUUAAGGCCCACGACCAACAACAACAGCAACAACAACGAAAAAAGACAGAGAUGCAAAGUGACGUAGGGACUUUAAAGGAUCAGCCCGCGGAAUCCAUCAGCAAUAACCUCCACUCAACUAUGAGCUACACACAUGUAUUGGAGAAACUACUGGCUUGUUAAGUAGGGGAGAGCCGGUACGAAAG